Folsomia candida is the source of this 1432-nucleotide messenger RNA. RefSeq lists its product as uncharacterized. NCBI's taxonomy places the organism in Eukaryota, Metazoa, Arthropoda, Collembola, Entomobryomorpha, Isotomidae. The record is from RefSeq and is a predicted model, not a curated record. The transcript is spliced from 4 exons. The coding region runs from base 157 to 948 and encodes 263 amino acids.
UUACUUUCUAUCUAUCCUGCUGUGCUGAGUCACGUAUACAAAAUACACAUGCCUGUAUGUAUAUGAACACAUAUAAUACGCAACAAACAACAAUCAUUUCCUUCCAGUCACUUCUUUUUACAACUAACAAAAAGUAUCUACCCAACUUUAUGUACAAUGGUGAUCAGACGUGCAAUCUCGAGUAAACUUUCUUUCGUUCUAUUAUUUACGACUACUACGAGGAUGAUUUCUGCAGUUUCUGCCUCCACCGCCCGCCGGGACGUGUACACUCCUCCAGAUCUCGACAAGCUAACAUCUGACGCCAGGUCUUGGUAUUUACAAGGAGUCACAAACGCCAACGCCAGCCUGCGCCCUGAGUUUCAAUCCAUCGUCGACCUUAUUGCGCAAGGGACACAACCCUCCGAGGUCAAACCACUGCUCAAAAAACAGUUGGAGUCCCUUCUUUCGCAAGUUAAGGAGGCAAAUGAUAACACAAAAAUUCUUGUCCCACGACUUGGUGGACUUGUCGAUUCGCUCAACAGCUGGGCCGCGGACCCAAUCUGUCUCUGGGCCAAGAUGAAGUUAAAGGCUACCCUCUGGUUCCUGGAGGGCAAGAGGGAUAACAAAUCAUACUAUUUGCUCAACGGGGGUGGUCUGUGGUGCAAGGAGAGGGUCGCCAUGCUAAGCGGGACGGAGGAGGCGACGGGGAAAAAGUUGAGGCAGGAUUUGGACGGGUUGCAGGACACGAUACUCGAGGCAAGGGACACACUUGACGACGCGGCGCAAAUAUAUGUCCAAGGUGUGACCAAGUUGAUCGAGUUGGUGAAGGACGUUGGCAGCAAUGGGGACGCAAUUAGGAAGAUUGUCGGAGAAAUGAAGGCCAGUGGGGAUGCGAGGAGUGGAAAUAUUUUGAAGAGUGGGGACGAUGCUGUGGCUGCGAUUAAGGAGAAAAUUGAUGCACUGGUUUAGAAGACGGUUGGAUUGGAUUAAUUGACAUUUAACAAAAAUAUGAAGAGACUAUUGAGCUAAAAAAAACUGGACUGAUUUAUUUAUAGAUGUAGUGAGCUUAUGUAUUUAUUGUUAGUUACCAAGCGUUUUGUGAUAAUAUAUAUCUCACUGUAGCUGAUGACAAAGCUACGUUACGCGUAUGUAGGAUGAAAUAAUUGGUUCUAGAUAAAGUUGAAUAUAAAUUUAGCUUGGUAGUUUCAUCACCAAGGCCAAAUUUUUGAGUGCAUGAAAUUAUGUACUGCUCAGUGCUCAUAUGAUUUAAAAAAUGAAUGAGUAUUAAGAACAACAGUAAAAAGCGAAAUUUGCAUUGCAUAUUAAAUAUACAGAUUUGUGAAUACAUACCUAAUUUGUUAAUUGUUAUAUCAUUUAAUUUAUAUUCAAUAAAAUUGAUGCGGAAUCUAUAUACAUAUGUAUGUAGAAUUAUAACCACACAUGUGUACAAAAA